AUAUAAAUGUAUGUGACCCUUGUGAUCCCAGCUCGAUGUUGAAGGAGCCAAUCUCGGAGUCUUUGCUGUGCUUGUGCGCCCUGGGACUGGUCCACAGUGAUGCUACGCUAGCUGCUGCUGCCCUGACGGAGCUGCUGAAACAGGAUUCCACCUCCGGAAGUGUUGUGGAGCAGCAGUGUCUGCUCACCUGCAGCCUGCUAGCCCUGCAGGGCAAUUACAUUGCAGUGCAAAGAGAGGCCUCCAGAGCUGUACACAGAAAUCCAGGAAACUCGUCUUUGUGGGCCCUCCUGUCCAGAGUGGUACCACAGUUCUACCCUAGAAAGGCAAAUGGUGGGGCUGUUGCUGGGUAUGUUGCCUGUCUUGCUAGUAUGACUCAAGGAAAGAGGGCGCUGUUGUUCAGUGGACUGAACCAGCUGGCUAGUGGAAAACACUCUGGAGAGGAAAAGCUUAAGAAUGCACUGAAGACCAUACAGAGA
This is a messenger RNA of Oryzias melastigma (Indian medaka), 476 nucleotides long. RefSeq names its product tetratricopeptide repeat protein 37-like. The record is from RefSeq and is a predicted model, not a curated record. Gene Ontology annotation, cellular component: Ski complex. NCBI's taxonomy places the organism in Eukaryota, Metazoa, Chordata, Actinopteri, Beloniformes, Adrianichthyidae. The annotation marks the transcript as partial. The transcript has 4 exons.